ACGUCACUUCCGUUGUGUUGGAAGUUGCGGAGAAUCGAGUCUUGGGGGCUGGUGUGGUUUGACAGCGACGGGUCCGGAGUUGUGGACAGGUGGAGGGGUGAGCUUUUGUGUUUUUGUCCAUCCUUCCCGUAGAUAUCCGGUAUGGAGCUGGCAUUGGACUUGGGUGACCAGGAGCUGCUGGACUUCCUGCUAGAAGAAAGCGGAGAUUUGGGGGCAGAGCAGCCGCUUUCCGAGGCACUGAAUGAAUGGGAGGUAGAGGAUUUCCUGAUCUCCCUGCUGAGUCCCCCAACGUCGUUGAACGUUUUCAGCUCCUCUGAUUCCUGUCUUGUCCACCAUGAUCACACCUACUCUCUCCCACAGCAACAUGUCUCUAUAGAUGUAGAUGGUGGGAAGUAUGGAAAAGAGGGGGCCCAGACGACUCCACUCCAUGUGGAGGAGCCGGCGGAACAGGGGAUUGCUAGGCUGAUACCGACAGAUGAGGAGAAGAGGCUGUUGGAGAAGGAGGGGCUUACUCUGCCUGGGACACUUCCUCUUACUAAGAUGGAGGAACAAAUUUUGACACGAGUGCGGAGGAAGAUUAGAAACAAAAAGUCUGCUCAAGAGAGCCGCAGGAAGAAGCGGCUGUAUAUGGGAGGCUUAGAAAGCAGAGUCUUGAAAUAUACAGCCCAGAAUCUGGAGCUACAGAACAAAGUACAGCUCCUGGAGGAACAGAAUUCGUCCCUUCUGGACCAGCUGAGGAGACUCCAGGCCAUGGUGAUUCAGAUAUCCAACAAAACCAGCAGCAGCAGCACCUGUGUCUUGGUCCUACUUUUUUCCUUCUGUCUCCUCGUCCUACCUGCUAUGUACUCCUCUGACACAAGGGGGAGCCUGCCAGCUGAGCAUGGAGGUGAGAGGCUUGAGGAUGCCAUUAAAGAAGGGCUGGGGGAAAGCCUGGCCUGCCCUUUUAGAGUCUUUGUUUCCUUAGUGUUGUCCCGCCAGCUUCGUGCCCUCUCCAGCGAGGACCCUCACCAGCUGGAGCUGCCUGCCCAGCAGUCAGAGGUACCAAAGGACAGCUCAGACCAGGAGCUCCAGGCUCUCGGCAACUCUUGCUGUCUGCUGAGACAGAUGCCUCAGGCUCCUGGUGCCGAGCCUGCCUUGACAUUGCCACUUCCUGUCCCCUCCCCAAAGUCCCCCUGCUCAGGUCCAGUCCUUCCCCUGCCCGCAAACUUCACAAGAGAAGGGGAAUGGCUCCCUACUCACAGCCCCACAUCUGUUAUCUUACAGGGCAGAUAUUCAGGCUAGAUGUGAGGAUAUGGGGGGGGAGGGAGGGGGGGCUAAGCCAGAGCCCAGAGUUCCUAGUCUGUGUCCAAAUGAAAGGAAUGGGAGAGGGCUAGCCUGAGCCCCUGUGUCCUGUCAGGAAGCCUGGGAGUUCAAACACAUCACACUUCACUGGCUUUCUGGGUCUUUUAUUUGUACCCAUGUAUGUCUGCCACCCCAUGAAUGGGCCUGGGGGAGUCAACUAACCUCCUCAAUCAUUUCAUGCAGUGAGGGGAUUGGGUGAGGGAAGAAAUAAAUAAGUGAUUCUGA
Lynx canadensis (Canada lynx) is the source of this 1566-nucleotide messenger RNA. RefSeq names its product cAMP responsive element binding protein 3 (gene CREB3). Gene Ontology annotation, molecular function: RNA polymerase II cis-regulatory region sequence-specific DNA binding; DNA-binding transcription factor activity, RNA polymerase II-specific. The record is from RefSeq and is a predicted model, not a curated record. Lineage: Eukaryota; Metazoa; Chordata; Mammalia; Carnivora; Felidae. Gene Ontology annotation, biological process: regulation of transcription by RNA polymerase II. Bases 142 to 1281 code for a protein of 379 amino acids. The transcript has 8 exons. Gene Ontology annotation, cellular component: nucleus.